AUGACCCGAGGAGAUUUAAGUCACCACCGGCAGUCUGUCCACGCCGUUGCAAGUCAUAAUGGCAGAGUGAAGAUGGGGGACUGGAACUUCCUCGGGGGGAUUUUGGAGGAGGUGCACAUCCAUUCCACCAUGGUGGGCAAGAUCUGGCUCACCAUCCUGUUCAUCUUCCGCAUGCUGGUCCUCGGCGUGGCGGCCGAGGAUGUGUGGAACGACGAGCAGGCUGACUUCAUAUGCAACACUGAGCAGCCCGGAUGCAGGAACGUGUGCUACGACCACGCUUUCCCCAUCUCCCUCAUCCGCUACUGGGUGCUGCAGGUCAUCUUUGUGUCUUCCCCCUCGCUGGUUUACAUGGGCCACGCUCUCUACAGGCUGCGGGCGCUGGAGAAGGCCCGGCAGAAGAAGAAAGCUCUGCUGCGGAAGGAGCUGGAGAUGGUGGACGUGGAGUUGGCAGAAGCCAGGAAGAGGAUCGAGCGGGAAAUGAAACAGCUCGAUCAUGGGAAGCUGAACAAAGCUCCCCUGAGGGGCUCUCUGCUGCGUACCUACGUGGCUCACAUCGUCACUCGCUCCGUCGUUGAGGUGGCCUUCAUGACGGGCCAGUACUUCCUUUAUGGCUUUCACCUCUACCCGCUCUUCAAGUGUGAGCGGGAACCUUGUCCCAACGCUGUGGACUGUUAUGUUUCCAGACCGACGGAGAAAAGUGUCUUCAUGGUGUUCAUGCAGUGCAUCGCUGCGAUAUCCGUCUUCCUGAACAUCUUGGAGAUCACGCACCUGAGUUACAAGAGGAUCAAAAAGGGCAUCUUGGACUUCUACCCUCACGAGAGGGACGAGAAAGAUGAACUGGACGACUACUAUGCCAACAAGUAUAAAAAGGAAUCUGUGGUGCAAAUUUGCUCCAGUGUGGCCCGAAGGUCAACAAUUGCCUCUGCACCCUGUGACUACAACCUCUUGAUGGAGAGGGUGCAGGGCCCAAUAAUGUACCCGAACCUUAUCAAACCUUCAACUUCUCAACCUCCUCAGAGCCAGCUGACCACUCAGCACAAUUUGGAUGAUUGCAGAUGUUUGGCUCUGAGCCCUCAACGUUGUAACUGCGCCUUGACUACCAACAAACCCUGCUCUCAGUGCUCGGACUCUCUGAUUCAUCCAAAACAGGAGGCUGAAGACUUUUUGCACCUUUUCCCACACAGUAAAGAGGAUGGUGGCAGUGAAAAGGGGAGUCCGGACUCUCCGAGAUGCACACAGAAGGCAGCUGACGCUUCCUCCGUCGCCACGCUGCCGGUAGGUGCAUCGAGGAAGUCGUUGGGGGCUCCUGGCUCUUUCAGGUGCUCCACAGUGUCGGAGGGUAAAAGCUCCGACACUGAUUCACAUGGGGGUCCAAAAGCCAGCCGUGGACAUCCCCCCUCUCGAACAAACUCAAAAUCAGAUAGCAAACAUCAGAGCCGGCCCUCCUCACCGGAGUCACUGGAUGACUCCAGCUCAGGAUCCAGGCACAACGCCAGACCCUCUUCAUCCAACUGCAAAACAUCAAUGGCAAGUAAUGCAAGCAGCAGACGAGCGGCGGACCUGCAAAUCUAA
This is a messenger RNA of Anoplopoma fimbria (sablefish), 1572 nucleotides long. It is a transcript of the gene gja9a, whose product is annotated as gap junction protein alpha 9a. The transcript is spliced from 2 exons. Gene Ontology annotation, biological process: cell communication. Bases 1 to 1572 code for a protein of 523 amino acids. Gene Ontology annotation, cellular component: connexin complex. NCBI's taxonomy places the organism in Eukaryota, Metazoa, Chordata, Actinopteri, Perciformes, Anoplopomatidae. The record is from RefSeq and is a predicted model, not a curated record.